This is a messenger RNA of Gymnogyps californianus (California condor), 1967 nucleotides long. RefSeq names its product adenosylhomocysteinase like 2 (gene AHCYL2). The record is from RefSeq and is a predicted model, not a curated record. The transcript has 18 exons. Bases 1 to 1803 code for a protein of 600 amino acids. Gene Ontology annotation, biological process: L-methionine cycle. Gene Ontology annotation, cellular component: cytosol. NCBI's taxonomy places the organism in Eukaryota, Metazoa, Chordata, Aves, Accipitriformes, Cathartidae.
AUGUCGGUGCAGGUGGCAGCCCCCGCGGUGGAGCUGAAGGAGCUGAGCGGCCCCAUGGACAAGGCGGCGGGGCCGCCGUGCGGCCCCGGCCCCGGCGUCUCCUGCGGCGGCGAGCGGCCUCCGUUGAGCGGUUGUCCCGGGCUGUCCGCCGCCGCCGCCGCCGGGUUGCCGCCGGGUGCAGCCAAGGUGCCGCAGGCUUCGGCCAUGAAGCGGAGCGACCCGCACCACCCCCAGCACCGGCACCGCGACGGCGGCGACAGCGGCGGCGCCGCGGCCGAGGCGCUCGUCAGCCCCGACGGCACCGUCACCGAGGCGCCGCGCACCGUCAAGAAGAUCCAGUUUGCUGACCAAAAGCAAGAAUUCAACAAGCGCCCGACGAAGAUCGGCCGCCGUUCGCUUUCCCGCUCCAUCUCGCAGUCCUCGACAGAUAGCUACAGCUCAGCUGCCUCCUACACAGACAGCUCCGAUGAUGAGACCUCCCCCCGAGACAAGCAGCAGAAGAACUCCAAAGGCAGCAGCGAUUUCUGUGUGAAAAACAUAAAGCAGGCAGAAUUUGGGCGCCGAGAGAUUGAAAUUGCUGAACAAGAAAUGCCUGCGCUGAUGGCUUUGAGGAAGAGAGCUCAGGGAGAGAAGCCACUGGCCGGGGCCAAGAUCGUGGGCUGCACGCACAUUACAGCGCAGACAGCGGUCCUAAUGGAGACUCUUGGUGCGUUGGGUGCGCAGUGCCGAUGGGCUGCGUGCAACAUCUACUCUACUCUUAAUGAAGUGGCUGCUGCCCUUGCCGAGAGCGGGUUCCCCGUCUUCGCCUGGAAGGGAGAAUCCGAAGACGACUUCUGGUGGUGCAUCGAUCGCUGCGUCAACGUCGAAGGAUGGCAGCCCAACAUGAUCUUGGAUGACGGAGGAGAUCUGACUCACUGGAUUUACAAGAAAUAUCCCAACAUGUUUAAGAAGAUCAAGGGGAUAGUAGAGGAGAGCGUGACUGGUGUCCACAGGCUCUACCAGUUGUCCAAAGCAGGGAAGCUCUGCGUCCCAGCCAUGAAUGUCAACGACUCGGUCACAAAGCAGAAGUUUGACAACCUAUACUGCUGCAGAGAGUCCAUCCUGGAUGGCCUUAAAAGGACAACAGACAUGAUGUUUGGAGGAAAGCAAGUAGUGGUUUGUGGCUACGGGGAGGUUGGAAAGGGCUGCUGUGCUGCUUUGAAGGCCAUGGGCUCCAUAGUGUACGUGACAGAGAUCGAUCCGAUCUGUGCCCUCCAGGCCUGCAUGGAUGGAUUCCGGCUCGUGAAACUCAAUGAAGUCAUCAGACAAGUUGACAUCGUCAUCACCUGCACAGGCAACAAGAACGUGGUGACCCGGGAGCACCUGGAUCGGAUGAAGAACAGUUGCAUCGUCUGCAACAUGGGGCACUCCAACACCGAGAUCGACGUGGCAAGCCUGCGUACACCCGAGCUGACCUGGGAGAGGGUGAGGUCCCAGGUGGACCAUGUCAUCUGGCCAGACGGGAAGAGAAUAGUCCUUCUGGCGGAGGGCCGCCUGCUGAACCUGAGCUGCUCCACUGUCCCCACCUUCGUCUUGUCCAUCACUGCCACCACGCAGGCUUUGGCUUUGAUAGAGCUGUACAACGCUCCCGAAGGCCGCUACAAGCAAGACGUGUACUUGCUGCCUAAGAAAAUGGACGAGUAUGUGGCAAGCCUUCACCUCCCAACGUUCGAUGCCCACCUGACAGAACUAACGGAUGAGCAAGCAAAAUACCUGGGACUGAAUAAGAACGGACCUUUCAAACCAAACUACUACAGAUAUUAAGUUCCUGCCGCUGUAUCCCGGAGAAUCGCAAGGAACAAGAACCCAAGUCUUUUCUCAACUACUGUACAGGAUGAAACAGCGCAAGCUUCCUAAGUUAGAGCCGGGCUUGCUCACAUAGUAGACAGUGUGUUUAGGUUAUUUAUUUAUUAAAUUAGAAUACUGUA